GUAGCGUUGGCGGCUAACACUAGCUAACGACCUUUGCUCAAGGAAUUUAGCGUUUAUGCUAGGGACUUUCUUUCAAAGACAUGCCACAGAAAGAUCCGUGUCAAAAGCAAGCGUGUGCGAUUCAGGCGUGCUUACAAGCCAACAAAUACGUGGAGAGCAUGUGUGAAGAUGUGAUCAGAGAAAUGCGGCGCUGCUGUCAAGUUCAUGCUGGAAAAUCAAUCUGCUGCUCCGGGUUCAAAGAUCCGAGACCUGCUGACAUCAAACCCAGUACAUAACGUCUGUCAUUCCAAUAGGAAGAUACAUUGUGUCAAUGUAUCAUUCCAAGAACGAUAUAUUGUAUCGGUGCAUCAUUCCUAUAGGAAAUUGCAUUGUAUCAGUACUCCUUCCUAUCAGAAUGAUAAACAUUAAAUAGGAGGAAACAUUGUAUCAAUGUUAUUUUUAUUGUUGAACAAUCAGAACUGUUGUGCAGUUGUAACGCGAGGCUUGUAAUUUUACUGUAAUAUUAAAGUUUGUUUGAAAUGAAUGUAUUACUGUGUACAAGAAUUUAUCUGCACCUAACUAUAAAUACUGAA
This is a messenger RNA of Salarias fasciatus (jewelled blenny), 572 nucleotides long. It is a transcript of the gene cmc4, whose product is annotated as C-x(9)-C motif containing 4 homolog (S. cerevisiae). NCBI's taxonomy places the organism in Eukaryota, Metazoa, Chordata, Actinopteri, Blenniiformes, Blenniidae. Bases 81 to 275 code for a protein of 64 amino acids. The record is from RefSeq and is a predicted model, not a curated record. The transcript has 3 exons. Gene Ontology annotation, cellular component: mitochondrial intermembrane space.